GCAUACAACGAGCAUGUCAUUAAACUGUCUUUUCGUAAAGUUUCUUUAGCGGACGCCACUUUGUCCCCAUAAGGAUGUUGUCUGUUAUAACAUAAGGGUUCUUACUGACUUUCUAAGCCCAUUCAAUGAUUUAGUUCUCAGAAUGCGGCCAUUGCUUUUACUUUUGGUACGUCUCGGUCUUUGAUCAUGCUGGCUGGUCUCACCUGUUGUCUGAGACGGCCGGGUGUGUAUUGCGGAGAAGCCAGCCCUUUGUUCCCGUUCGGCCGGCCCUACCGAUCAAUGGGCGGUCAUUGUUUUUUCUCCUCUGGUAGUUGAUUACCACCAACAUCAUAUGCAUAUGAAUGCGGACGUCCAUAUGAUAAACACGGCCGACGUUUAAUUAUUCCUGUCCCAAAGAGUGGUGCAAAUUGGGCUAUCGGCCGGAGGAGGGCUCAAAGGGGUGCUCAUAAAUAUCGUAGUCGGGACUUAGAUUAAAUCUUGAUGCCUGGCAAAACAGGCCAUCAGUUUGUCCAGCGAUAGCGAAGUGAACACACCUCUUGCGAUUGCCUCAGUCUUGUUGUUGCCCACACCAUGAUGAGAGUUCUCGUUUUCGUCACCGUAGUGACGACUGUCUGCACGGGAGUGAGCGGCGCGGCUGACGUGGACCCGAGGAUAGCCAGGCUGGAGUCGGCGAUGCUACGCGCCCUGGGGAUGACGCACAGACCGCGACCCAAGAGAGGAGCGACCGUGCCCAGGCACAUGCUGGAGCUGUACGGGCGGCAGGAGAAGCUCCGGGCCCAGACGGCCGGGGAGCAGUCCGGCUGCCAGUUCCCAGACGUCACCGUGCCGGGAAACAUCGUCAGGAAUUUCAAGGGCAAAUACCAUGACGCCGUCGACCCGUCUCCCACGGCCUGCUCCAGCCAAGGCGUGACGUACUCCGUCUCUGCCGUCGCCGCCGAGGAGUUCGUCCGUUCCGCCGAGCUGAGGGUGCCGAUCCCGGACGACCCGCGAGUCUGGUCCGUGGCCAAGGCGUACACCGUCAGCGUCUACCGCGUCCUGCAGCCCGGUAAGGCCGCCAGCGCGGACAGUCUGGAGCUGCUCCAGUCUCACGUCAUCACGCCGUUCGACAGAGACGACGUCAAGACUUUCAACAUCGUCAGCGCCGUCCAGCACUGGCAGAGACGGGCGGAGGACAACCACGGCCUGCUGGUGUCCGUGGAGGCGGUGAAGGCGGAGGACGGGACGAGGCUAGACUCCUGCCCGCAGUUCAGCAUCACAGACGCGGAACUGUUCGUCAUCUCCACGGACAUGCAGCAGUGCAGGAGCCGAGACAAGCGCUCCGCCCGGACGGUAGACUCCUCCAACGGCCCG
Branchiostoma belcheri (Belcher's lancelet) is the source of this 1350-nucleotide messenger RNA. RefSeq names its product univin-like. Lineage: Eukaryota; Metazoa; Chordata; Leptocardii; Amphioxiformes; Branchiostomatidae. Gene Ontology annotation, biological process: BMP signaling pathway; SMAD protein signal transduction. Gene Ontology annotation, cellular component: extracellular region. The transcript has 2 exons. Gene Ontology annotation, molecular function: cytokine activity. The record is from RefSeq and is a predicted model, not a curated record. The annotation marks the transcript as partial.